Humulus lupulus (European hop) is the source of this 1828-nucleotide messenger RNA. RefSeq names its product V-type proton ATPase subunit H. The transcript is spliced from 12 exons. Bases 117 to 1481 code for a protein of 454 amino acids. The record is from RefSeq and is a predicted model, not a curated record. Gene Ontology annotation, biological process: proton transmembrane transport. Gene Ontology annotation, cellular component: vacuolar proton-transporting V-type ATPase, V1 domain. Lineage: Eukaryota; Viridiplantae; Streptophyta; Magnoliopsida; Rosales; Cannabaceae. Gene Ontology annotation, molecular function: proton-transporting ATPase activity, rotational mechanism; protein binding.
CAUAAUGACUGCUUUGUAGUUUGUAUAGUAGUGAGUCGUUCACCAUCUCCUUCCUCCGAAGCUCUCACGACGAAACAACCACACUCCAAUCCAAAAGGUGAUUCGAUUUCAAUCCAAUGACGAUGGACCAUGCCGAACUCUCCACUGAACAGGUUCUGAAAAGGGAUAUCCCAUGGGAGACCUACAUGACCACCAAGCUCAUCACUGGAACAUGUCUUCAACUGCUGAGGCGUUAUGAUAACAGAUCAGAGAGUUACAGAGCCCAAUUGCUCGAUGAUGAUGGACCAGCUUAUGUUCGGGUGUUUGUGAGCAUUUUGCGCGAUAUUCACAAGGAAGAAACUGUAGAAUAUGUACUUGCAUUGAUUGAUGAAAUGCUUGCAGCAAACCCAAAAAGGGCUAGAUUAUUCCAUGACAGUUCACUUUCUGGUGCGGAUACUUACACUCCUUUCUUAAGAUUGCUCUGGGAUGGUAAUUGGUUUGCACAAGAGAAGAGCUGUAAGAUACUUGCUUCCAUAGUGAGUGCAAGGCCAAAAUCCCAUGAUGGAAUUAUUGCAAAUGGGGGAGCCUCAAAUUCGAAGAGAACAACAGCUACUAUUGAUGAUGUGCUGAAAGGCUUGGUGGAUUGGCUUUGUGCACAGCUGAAGAGGCCCUCCCAUCCUAGCCGUGGCAUUCCAAUUGCUGUUAACUGUCUAGCAACCUUACUGAAGGAACCUGUGGUUAGGUCAUCCUUUGUCCAAGCUGACGGAGUUAAGUUGCUUGUUCCCUUGAUUACCCCAGCAUCCACUCAGCAAUCUAUUCAGCUUCUUUAUGAAACGUGCCUUUGUGUGUGGCUUUUAUCCUACUAUGAACCUGCCAUCGAGUACUUGGCUACUUCUAGAACUCUUCCACGACUCAUAGACGUGGUGAAGAGCUCCACAAAGGAAAAGGUUGUUAGGGUUGUUGUCUUGACCCUCCGGAACUUGCUCUCCAAAGGGACUUUUGGUGCACAAAUGGUAGAUCUUGGCCUACCACAAAUUGUUCAGAGUUUGAAAGCACAAGCUUGGAGUGACGAGGAUCUAUUGGACGCUCUGAAUCAACUAGACGAGGGCCUGAAGGAUAAGAUAAAAAAACUGAGCUCCUUUGAUAAAUAUAAGCAAGAAGUACUCCUUGGCCAUCUUGAUUGGUCUCCAAUGCACAAAGAUGCUGCGUUCUGGCGCGAAAAUAUUACGCAUUUUGAAGAGAGUGAUUUUCAGAUUCUGAGGGUGUUGAUUACUAUUUUGGACACAUCCAGCGAUCCGAGAGCUCUGGCUGUUGCUUGCUUUGAUCUGUCGCAGUUCAUUCAACACCACGCCGCUGGCCGAAUCAUAGUGACAGACCUGAAGGCGAAGGAACGAGUGAUGAAACUGAUGAAUCACGAGAAUGCAGAGGUUACCAAAAACGCAUUGCUAUGCAUUCAGCGGCUUUUCCUGGGCGCCAAGUAUGCCAGCUUUUUGCAGGUUUGAGUACAUUUUUGUGGUGCCUCUGCUCUUCUGUUAGAUGACUGAAUCUGAAGGGUCUGGUCUAUAUAUCUAUACACAUAUUUUUAUAUAUAUAUUUAUUAUAAUUAUUGGAGAAGAGUUGAUUAUCCAAGUGGGAGUGGAGUGGACCAGUUCCUCUUCCUAGCUGUGAAAUAUUUCAUUUGUUCUUUUUAAGCUCUGGAAGGAAGGAAUAUUAAAUAUUUUGGUGGAAUUUGUAGCUGUGGAAUAAAAAAAAUCUUCCGGGAGUAACUAUUUGUUUGGUUUUAGUUUAAUCCCAAUAAAAUGAAUUAUGAGAGCAGAAGAGAUAUCUGCAUAAUCUUCUUUUUUCUUUU